Messenger RNA from Phalaenopsis equestris, 1687 nucleotides. RefSeq names its product zinc finger CCCH domain-containing protein 2-like. Bases 136 to 1239 code for a protein of 367 amino acids. The transcript has a single exon. The record is from RefSeq and is a predicted model, not a curated record. NCBI's taxonomy places the organism in Eukaryota, Viridiplantae, Streptophyta, Magnoliopsida, Asparagales, Orchidaceae. Gene Ontology annotation, molecular function: metal ion binding.
ACACUGGUUAGGUUAGCCCUAACCUGUCACCAUCCUGCUUAUAUUCUGGAACCAUCUUCUGCUCUCUCGUGAAGAAGAGGAAGAACGCAGAGGGUAAAGCAGAGCGAGAGAGAGAGAGAGAGAGAGAGAGAGAGAAUGAUGGGAGAAGGGAUACACCACAAUCUGAUGGUCGACGUGCCUCCAUGGUCGAUGUCCGACGAUCAACUUACACCUAGCAGUUUGGGUGGUUGUGUGGCUGGUGAUUACUUACUGAGCGACGCCGUGAUGGCCUCGCUUCAGCGUUAUCUGCCCUCCAACGAAGCGGCGGACAUGGACGAUGCCGCCGAUCUCGCUGAUCCGCCCAUCGAUGCGUACUCCUGUGAUGAGUUUCGUAUGUACGAGUUCAAAAUCCGGCGAUGUGCUCGCGGUCGAUCUCACGAUUGGACCGAGUGCCCGUAUGCUCAUCCUGGCGAAAAGGCUCGCCGCCGUGAUCCGAAGAUCUACCUCUAUUCGGGCACGGCGUGCCCUGAUUUUCGCAAGGGGAACUGUAAGAGGGGCGACGCCUGUGAGUACGCUCACGGUGUGUUUGAGUGUUGGCUUCACCCGUCUAGGUACCGAACCCAACCCUGCAAGGACGGUACGGCAUGUCGCCGCCGUGUGUGCUUCUUCGCUCACACGCCGGAGCAGCUUCGUGUUCUGCCGUCACCGCAGAAACAGAGCCCGCGGGCUGUUCUGGAGUCUUAUGACGGAUCUCCUAUGAGGGCACAUGCGGUAGAUGCUUAUUUUGGAAAGGGUCUGAUCUCCUCCUCGCCGAACUAUUCGCUGAUCUCGCCGCCGAUGUCGCCGACUGCAGAUUCGCCGCCGAUAUCGCCGGCUAGGCGUGGUUCGUGGCCGGUGGUGUCGCCGGUGAACGAGGUGUUGGCGUCGCUGAGGAAGCUGCAGUUGAGUAAGGUAAAAAAUGUUCCAUGUUCUUCUUGGGAUGGGAUGCAGGGAGGAGGGAGUGCGCUGAGGAUGAAACCAGGGUUCUGUAGCUUGCCAUCAACACCAACGAGGGCACUGGCUUCCGCUGCAGUUGCUAAAGGGGAAUCAAUGGGUUCUGAGGGGUUUAACGAGGGUGGAGAGCCGGUGGAGAGGGUUGAAUCCGGUAGAGCGCUUAGGGCUAAGAUGUACGAGAGGCUGAGCAGGGAGAGUGGGCUCGGCCAUGUUGAGGUCGGCUCAGCUCCUGAUAUCGGGUGGGUUUCGGAACUUGUGAAGUGGUGAAAGAUUAACCAGCGCUCCAGAGGGGUGCUAAAACGGGUAUUUGCAGCAAAACAUAGGAGUUCAUGAUUUUUUUUUUUUGAAUAUUUUCGAAAUAUUUUGAAGUUAUAAUUCAUUAGAAAAGGAUGUAAAUUUAUGAGAGUUUGGAGACUGAUGAUAAGAUAUUUAAAGCGAAGUAGUGUUUUGUGAAAUAUUCAUAUCGGAGAUCUAAUGAUGGGAGUGAGUGGCAGCAGAUCGAAGAUAGCAAAUGAAAUUUCGUAGCUUUCUCAUUGCAGCAAUUCUUAUUUCAGAAACUAUCUAACCGUCAUUUUUGGAACUGAAGCUUCCCAAGGUGUGGCUUACUAUUACCCUUGUAUUUUCGCUAUUUUAUUCUGUUCGGAGUUUUAAAUAUUGAUGUAAUCUGUAAAUUAUAUUGUAAAUUGUGUUGUUAUUGUAAUUUUUAUUGUUUGCA